AUGCUGAGUGUUGUUUUACUGGCGAUCGCGAUUCCUUAUGGACUACGUAUCUAUCGGAUCAUUUUCUUGCUCUUUCCCAUUGCACGCGUCAUCCAACCAAUUGAAGAUUUCCCAUACAAUUGUGAGCGCUUUGAGCAUCCUCUUCUGGAAGGAUGCGAAGAUAUCUGGGUAGACCAUCAGAGUCGAAAGCUUUAUGCAGCUUGCUCAACGAUCGCAACCCGAACAGGGUGGAGCCCUGGUGGAGACAUGUUUAAUGUCUCUGCAAGGGACCAACUAGAUCACAUUUCGGUGAUGGAUAUUGAUGAACCUGGAUCGGAUGGUUUGUACGGAGUUCGGCAAUUGAAAGUCGGGACCGCAUAUAAAGACAGCCUGGAUCUACAUGGAUUCGAUGUUCGUCGAAUUGGAGAUCAGCUUCGAUUCUGGCUGAUCAAUCAUAGACCGCCCAUGGAGCCUGAGACUGGGGGGCCCUUGGACGCUUUCAAGGUUGGUGCCAAUUCGACCAUCGAGAUUUUUGAUCUGAACCAAGCAACAAAUACAUUGGAGCAUUUGAAAACCAUUGUUAGUGUCGCAAUUGUGACCCCAAAUGGACUGGCCGUCGAUGCGGAUGGAGUCGGAUUUGCAGUCACCAAUGACCAUACCACCAAAUCCGGGCUGUAUCGGGCCCUGGAAUUGCUAGUGGGGGGCGGAAGUGUCAGCUACUGUAAUUCGGACUCUGGGGAAUGUCAGAUCGUCACCCGAGAGAACUGCAAUAUGGCUAAUGGAAUCGUCAACAUUGGCAAUGGACAAUUUCUGGUUUCACAAUCCGGGACAGGUGUUGUGGUUGCUUAUCAAUUGCAUGGCGAGAGGAUGAUCCAAACUGGUAUUCUGGAUCUUGAAGUCCCACUCGAUAACUUGUCACUUGACCCCGAAGGUAAUAUCUUUGUCGCUGCAUUUCCAAAUGUCCGAUACUUGUGGGAGGCGAUGCGGAACCCCUACACCGUUUUCUCACCCGCCGCGGUCUUCAAGAUCUCACCGCAGGCCUUGCGAGCGGAGAGGCAAAGUAACAAGGAGUUCCCAGUUCUCAAGGUUGUGGAGGACCGAGACGGCAAAAGGCUACCAACGACCACGGUAGCCGUGCACGAUGCAAAGACCAAUCGAUUGUUCUUGGCUGGAGUCACUUCACCCUUUAUAGGGAUAUGCAUGAUGGGGAGUCUGUAG
Molecule: messenger RNA, 1197 nt
Organism: Penicillium pulvis
Lineage: Eukaryota; Fungi; Ascomycota; Eurotiomycetes; Eurotiales; Aspergillaceae
Product: calcium-dependent phosphotriesterase
Exons: 1
Coding region: 1-1197 (398 amino acids)
Source: RefSeq, a predicted model, not a curated record